AUGGCUACCCCUAGUGUCCUAGCUUUUGACGCUGAGGGUCGCGCCAUUGAUUUUGAGGUCUGGUUAGACGACCUGCAGCUGUUCUUACAGUGCGACAGGGCUGACGACCUUUCUCUCUUUGACCUCACCUCUGGCGCCUCUCCUGCCCCUGCUGCUGAUGCUGAUCCCGCUGUCCGCUCUAAGUGGGCCACCCGCGAUGCUGCUGCACGUCUUGCUGUGCGUCGCCACCUCCCUACCUCUGAGCGUGCGCACUUUAGUCAGUACAAGAGUGCUCAGACCUUGUACGACGCUGUAGUUGCGCGCUACUCCUCCCCUGCCACUGCUGCACUGAGCCGUCUCAUGCUUCCCUACCUCUUUCCUGACCUCUCUGCCUUUCCCACUGUCGCUGACCUCAUUACGCACCUCCGCACUAGUGACACUCGCUAUCGCGCCGCCCUUCCUGCUGAGUUCUGCGCUAAGAACCCCCCCCCCAUGUACAUCGCUCUCUACUACGUAGUCGCACGCCUCCCUGACUCCCUUCGCGUCGUCAGGGACCACUUUCUCGCAGUCUGUCCCACCACUCUCACCGUCGACCUCCUCGAGAAGGCCCUCCUUGCAGCGGAGAAGAGCAUAGUCGCUGUAGGUGCUUCUCGUGGUGACCCUCGCACCCCCAUCUUUGAGGGGUGCUCUCCUUCCCCCUUGCUGCCCUCUGUUGCCUCUGCUGCUGCUGCCGACCUGCUUGGUCUUGAGUCGGUCGGCGCGGCGUCUGCCCCUAGUGGGAGACGUCGCUCCAGCAAGGGCAAAGGGGGCAAGGGCGCGGGUGGAGCUGGAGGGGGCGGUGGCGGUGGCGGCGGUGGCGGCGGAGGGAGUGGGGGUGGCGGCGGGGCUAGUGGCGGGGGUGGUGGUGGUGGUGGCGGCAGCAGCGGCGGAGACGGUGGUGGUGGUGCCAGCGGUGGUGGUGGAGGCAGCGGCGGAGGUGGAGGCGGCGGAGGUGGAGGCAGUGGAGGCGGCAGCGGAGGAGGCAGUAGUGGUGGAGGAGGUGGAGCUGGUCGGGGUGGUACCCAGCAGCGUAGCGGCGGUGGUGGUGGCCAGCGCUCGCACCGGCAGCAGCAGCAGCGCUCGCGGGACAUCCCUUCGCCUCAGCAGCUUCGUGAGUGGUACGCUGAGCGUCAGAGGGGUGGGGGUACUGGUCCCUGCACCUACGUUCUUCGUUCCGGCGACCGCGCGGGUGAGCAGUGUGGGGGUGCCCACGCCACCCAGCGCUGCUUUGGCCGCCUGACGGACGCUUGGCGUCAGCAGUUCCCUGGGGCUAGUGAGAUCCCUCGCUGGGAUGAGCUUCUCAGGGCUGGUGUAGCAAUCUUUGAUCUUGAUUUUGAUCCUAUCCUUACUGCUAUGUAUGUUGUGGAUUAUAGUGAGGAGAAUGAGGGUUACCGGUGUUUUCAGCCCGACCCGGGCAUUGGUACUGCUGCGCUAGGUGCUUGUGAGGCUGCUGCUCUAGGUGCCAGUGCGUCUGCGCUCUCAGGUACUGGUGAGACUGCGCUCUCAGGUACUGAGUCGUCCUCGUCCUCCCUCACUUUCACACUUGACUCCGGAGCUUCUCGCUCCUUCUUUCGAGACCGCACUACCCUUUCGCCGCUCGCCAGGCCGGUUGCGGUCUCCCUUGCUGACCCCUCUGGGGGUCCUGUCCUGUCUCACUUCUCCACUGUCCUCCUCGUGUCCGGCUGCCCCUUCGGGCACCCUGUCGGGUCUGUACCUUCCCUCGUUCUCUACGAACUUGGUGAGUGGAGCGGACCUGCAGGAUGGGGGUGUUCACCAGUUCACUCCUGCGCGUCAGAGGGUGACCCACUGCACGGAGGCUCGCACAGGCCGACACCUGGCCACGUGGCUGCGUCGGGUCAGGUACUUGCUGCUGCGUCCCGGUCAGGACCUUCCUGUGUCCCCUGUGUCGAGGGUCGCCUCCGGGCUACUCCUCACUCCUCCCACUUCCCCCCGACAGAGGCUCCCCUGCAGACGCUUCACAUGGAUGUGUGGGGCCCAGCCCCCGUCCGUGGGCAGGGUUACGAGCGCUACUUCCUGUUGGUGGUUGACGACUACUCGCGUUACACCACAGUCCUCCCCUUGCGCAGCAAGGGUGCGGUCACUGAGGUGCUGAUCGACUGGAUCCGCGAGGCUCGUCUCCAGCUCUGGAAGAGCUUCGGCUCGGACUUUCCUGUUCUGCGUCUGCACUCUGACAGAGGCGGAGAGUUCUCUUCUCGCCUUCUGCGAGACUACUGUCGUGCACGGGGGAUCCGCCAGACCUUCACACUUCCGGACUCACCACAGCAAAAUGGGAUUGCUGAGCGCCGCAUUGGCAUGGUCAUGGAUGUCGCUCGUACGUCCAUGAUGCAUGCGGCUGCCCCCCAUUUUCUGUGGCCGUUUGCGGUGAGGUACGCGGCGCAUCAGCUCAACCUUCACCCCCGGGUCUCUCGGCCAGCGAUGUCCCCAGCCUUGCUGUGGACGGGGAAGGUUGGCGAUGCGUCUGUGUUCCGUGUCUGGGGAUCUCGGGCGUUUGUCCGCGACUUGUCUGCGGACAAGCUGUCCCCUCGUGCUGCUCCCUGUGUCUUCCUUGGCUUCCCCAUUGACGCCCCAGGGUGGCAGUUUUACCACCCCUCCUCUCGUCGUGUUCUGUCCUCCCAGGACGUCACGUUCGACGAGUCAGUCCCCUUCUACCGUCUCUUCCCCUACCGCACUCCUUCCCUCCCCCCUCCCCCGGACUUCCUUGUGCCGGUUCCCCCCCCGGUAGACCCCCUCCCCCCUCAGGUUCCUGCCCCCUCAGGUGUGUCCCAGGUAGACGCCGUUGACCCGGUCGAGGUUACUGGUGACUCUGGUGCUGCUGCGGGUGCUGAGCCUGGGGGUGCUGACUCUGGGGGUGCUGUGCGCGGGGGUGCUGAGCCUGGGGGUGCUACUGCUGGGGGUGCUGGGCCUGAGGGUGCUACUGCGGAGGGUGCGGAGCCUGGGGGUGCUGAGCCGGGGGGUGCUGUGCCUGGAGGUGCUGGGUCUGGGGGUGCAGGGUCGGGAGAUGCUGAGCCUGGGGGUGCUGAGCUGGGAGCUGAUGAGCCUGGGGGUGCUGCGUCUGGAGCUGCUGAGCCUGGGGUUUCUCCUGCUGCUGCGUCUCGCCGGGAGCCCCUCUCUCCACAGGAGCUGCGCGAGUGGUUCGCUCGCCGCUGGAGGCGUGCUGCUGAGUCUGGUGGUGCUGCUGGAGCUGGAGCUGGAGCUUCUUCGACCGUCGAGGGUGCGGGUGCAGCCGGUCCCGGAGCUGCUGGCCCUGCAGGUCCUCCUGGAGAUAGAGCUGCUGAGGGCGUUCGUGCUGAGCCUGCUGCUGUUGGUCCUGCCGCUGGAGGUGUGGGUGGCGCUGGUGCUGUCGCUGAGGGUGCUGGUGCUUUCCCUGCUGAGUCUGGAGCUGCCGCGCGGCCUCGGCCGUACUUCGUUCCGCUCCUUCAGCAGGUUCUUGGUCUUUCUCCUCCAGUAGAGGGUCCACCGCCGGUCCAGUCGCAGCCCCUACUGGAGCCUUCCUCUCCACUGCCUGCUCCCUCUCCUUACACUGGUCCUACUGGAGGUCUUGCUGAGCGUCGUGAGCCUGCGUCUCGUCCCGCGUCGCCUGUUCGUGCUGCUCGCGCUGGUGGUCGCAGUUCGCGUCAGCGUCCUCCUCCUGUCCCUGGCACGCACCGGAUGUCUUUACGUCCGUCCACUGCUCCUCUGCGUGCCCCUUUGCCUUCUCCUCCUGAGUCCUCUCUUCCUGCGCUUGCGGACCCUGAGUCGGACACUCUUCGUGCUGCCAGUCCCACUGUCACGCGUCUGCUUGCUACUGUCGUCACUGACCCCUCUUUUGAGUCCACUGCUGCGUCUGCUCUAGUCGCUGAGCUCGUCGACUUUGCUGCUCGCUGUCGUCUCGACUACGCUGCUAGUCUUGUUGCUGAGUCUGCGUCUGUCUGUCCUCCGUCCGUCGGGGGUGAGUGUGCUCUUGGCACGGACGUCCUAGAGGACAGGCAGGAGGAGUUACAGUGUCUAGCGGCUGCUUCACCUCAUCUCGCGUCUGUACUGCUUGCCCCUGAGGGAGACCCGGAUGCACUAGACAUCCCGACUCCGCGUUCUUACGCGGAGGCCGUAGAGGGUCCCUACUCCUCUCAGUGGCAGGCAGCUAUGGAUGCAGAGAUGGCUUCCUGGAAGUCCACAGGCACCUACGUUGACGCGGUUCCCCCUCCUGGGGCGAACAUCGUCAGUGGCAUGUGGAUCUUCAGGGUGAAGCGGCCGCCGGGCUCUCCACCUGUCUUCAAGGCACGGUACGUUGCUCGUGGCUUCAGUCAGCGGCAGGGAGUUGACUACUUUCAGACCUUCUCUCCCACCCCGAAGAUGACUACUCUUCGGGUGCUGCUGCACAUAGCCGCUCAGCGCGACUACGAGCUUCACUCUCUCGACUUCAGCACUGCGUUCUUGCAGGGUAGCCUGCACGAGGAGAUCUGGCUUCGCCGUCCACCUGGCUUCACUGGGACUUUCCCUCCUGGCACCCAGUGGAGCCUCCGACGGCCAGUCUACGGUCUCCGCCAGGCACCGCCGUGA
Molecule: messenger RNA, 4575 nt
Organism: Closterium sp. NIES-65
Lineage: Eukaryota; Viridiplantae; Streptophyta; Zygnematophyceae; Desmidiales; Closteriaceae
Source: the annotation of a GenBank genome assembly